CAGCCUUCAGUGGAUUUCUUUGCCUUCUUUGUCUGCGUUUCCUGUGGUGUGAUUGGCUGCCGGACUCCGCGAGGGGCCCUUAAGUCUCAGCUCUCUUUUAGCAGUAGUAUAUUAACCCAUCAGUUUGGACUGAACGCCUCGUGGUCGGAAGUGUUACAGAAGAGCGGGAUUGUAUUAGCUUUUCAGAAAUGAUUUUUACAAUCCUGCUGUCGUGUCUGACUGUCACGGUGACCGCAGUCCCGGUCAGUUCACCAGCUGCUGAUGUCCCGAACCAGAAACUGACUGUGGAAGCUCCAGCUCAGCCGUGCCCCAAUCUGGAUCCAUCCCAAAAUGCCCUUCCACAGCAGCAGCAGCAGCAGCUGCUUCCUCAGCAACAGCUUCCUCAACAGCAGCUUCCUCAAAGCGGUCCCGCACUUGUGCCUCAAAUGCAACAAUAUAAUUGGCCUCCACUAGGUGGCAGUCCCCUCUUAGUUCCUCUGCAGCCGAGCGGGGCCCCUGCGCUGCCUGUCAAUCAGCCGUCGCUCUCACAGCAGCCUCUGGUUUUCCCACCUUAUGGGUACUUCCCUGUUUUCAUGCCCCCCUAUACAAACCAAGUGUUUCCCCAAUACAGGAUUCCGUUGAUGCCUGAGGCACAGCUCCCACAGACACCGGGGAACCCACCUCCGAACCCUCAGGUCCAGCCUGCAGAACCUCCUGCCGGACCGGUUUCUGGUGCAGAGGCUCCUCAGACCACUCAGCAGCAGCAGAACCCUCAGAUCGUCUACAUGAUCCCACAGCCAAAGGGUCCAGCACUUGGUGGUCUCAGCUCAGAAGAGCUUGCGAUGGCAGCAGAACUGGGGCAGUUGAGUGCGUACCUGCCCUCGCUGCUCCACAAUCCUGGCCCUGAAGUGGCAGCACCUGUCAGCCAGACUGCAGGGUUGGCCGCUAAAGCUGACGCGCCACCCUCAGUUCACCAGCAAGCUUCCUGA
Synchiropus splendidus (mandarinfish) is the source of this 968-nucleotide messenger RNA. Its product is annotated as proline-rich proteoglycan 2-like. Lineage: Eukaryota; Metazoa; Chordata; Actinopteri; Syngnathiformes; Callionymidae. Bases 189 to 968 code for a protein of 259 amino acids. The transcript is spliced from 7 exons. The record is from RefSeq and is a predicted model, not a curated record.